Molecule: messenger RNA, 2525 nt
Organism: Loxodonta africana (African savanna elephant)
Lineage: Eukaryota; Metazoa; Chordata; Mammalia; Proboscidea; Elephantidae
Product: tubulin alpha-4A chain
Exons: 3
Coding region: 1030-2400 (456 amino acids)
Biological process (GO): mitotic cell cycle; microtubule cytoskeleton organization
Cellular component (GO): cytoplasm; microtubule
Molecular function (GO): GTP binding; structural constituent of cytoskeleton
Source: RefSeq, a predicted model, not a curated record
GGUAUUUAUAGCCCAGGAGCGGAGGCCGAAAUUAAACCCCAGGUCUGGGAAGUAACUGGAAAGAAUCUAGAGGGAGGGCAGAUGCAGGGCCGGGGAGCAGGAUGGAGCUCGCCCCCCGGGGCAAAGUCGGUUACCUCUGGGGCCUUACCGCAGGUUCUGCUUCCUUUUCUGGGUAUUGGGUAACCGUCACCCCGCCAUUUCGGGGUUGGAAAGGGAGGUUACGCGGGCCCUGCGCGGAUCACGUACUGCUCUGGCGCUUCAGAGAUUAACCAGACUGAUAGGGAUGGAGCCUAAGGCAACGAGUGUCCCUGUGUCCCUAGCCCCUAUUGCCCGCCCUGCCCUCUGUGCCCACUAGUUUUAUUGUUGCUAUUUCUGUGUGGGCUGACGCGGUGGAUGAAGGUGGUGAAGAAGCCCAGAGUGCGGGGAUGGAGGUGGGGAGAGGAGCCAGAUGGGUUGAUCCCCAGAGCCAGAUGGGACUUAAAGGUGGGGGAAGGGGAUAUCCAUUAUGGUCAGUUGAUGCCAACUGGAAGCUGAAGACACCUCUGCAGCCCACAGUAAAGAAGAGGGGAGAGGACUGUAUGAAAUUCGAGUUGUUCAUCCUCAAAGGAAAGAAUUAAUCAGGUGGGGGGCCCCUAGCUAUAAACUCAGCUCCGGUGAACCUUCUGCGCCUUUGCAGGCUCUUGCGAAGCUGGCGUUUUGGGCAGUAGGGAUCAGGCUGAGAAGUCUCAUGUCUCGGUUACUGCAAUGUAUGCCUUGCCCUCUGUGUCCUCCCUGAGUGUCCUGUGAAUGUGGCAGGGUCAUGUAGAGCCAAAGCUCUUGCUUGACAAGUUCCCCACUGAGAAGGAGGCAAAGGGGCUGGCCUGCCCUUCUGGGUGCCUUCAGUGCAGGAGACUUAAGGUGAGGGAGCCUGGACAGGCUGCCAGCCUCUUCUGACCAUUGCCCAGCCCAAAGCCCCCACUCUUGCCAACUAAGUCAUCCUAGCUGGUAGGAGGGAGGCUUAUGAGGUGAGGAAUUGUGGGUGUGGGAUUUAUGUUGUGUCCCCUCUUUAUCCCUCAGCGUGAAUGCAUCUCAGUCCAUGUGGGGCAGGCAGGUGUCCAGAUGGGCAAUGCCUGCUGGGAGCUCUACUGUCUAGAACAUGGGAUUCAGCCUGAUGGCCAGAUGCCUAGUGACAAGACCAUUGGUGGAGGGGAUGACUCCUUCACUACCUUCUUCUGUGAAACCGGCGCUGGAAAACAUGUGCCCCGGGCAGUUUUUGUUGAUUUGGAGCCCACUGUAAUUGAUGAGAUCCGAAAUGGCCCAUACCGACAGCUCUUCCAUCCAGAGCAGCUCAUCACUGGGAAAGAAGAUGCCGCUAACAACUAUGCCCGUGGUCACUAUACCAUUGGCAAGGAGAUCAUCGACCCGGUGCUGGACCGGAUCCGCAAGCUGUCUGACCAAUGCACAGGACUUCAGGGCUUCCUGGUGUUCCACAGCUUUGGAGGGGGUACCGGCUCUGGCUUCACCUCGCUGCUGAUGGAGCGGCUCUCUGUUGACUAUGGCAAGAAGUCCAAGCUGGAGUUCUCCAUCUACCCGGCCCCUCAGGUGUCCACAGCUGUGGUCGAGCCCUACAACUCCAUCCUGACCACCCACACCACCCUGGAGCACUCAGACUGUGCCUUCAUGGUGGACAACGAGGCCAUCUAUGACAUCUGCCGCCGCAACCUGGACAUCGAGCGCCCAACCUACACCAACCUCAACCGCCUCAUCAGCCAAAUUGUCUCUUCCAUCACAGCUUCCCUACGCUUUGAUGGGGCCCUCAAUGUGGACCUGACAGAGUUCCAGACCAACCUGGUCCCCUACCCUCGCAUUCACUUCCCCCUGGCCACCUAUGCACCAGUCAUCUCUGCAGAGAAGGCCUACCAUGAGCAGCUGUCGGUGGCAGAGAUCACCAAUGCCUGCUUUGAGCCUGCCAACCAGAUGGUGAAGUGUGACCCCCGUCAUGGCAAGUACAUGGCCUGCUGUCUGUUGUACCGUGGAGACGUGGUGCCCAAGGAUGUCAAUGCUGCCAUCGCUGCCAUCAAGACCAAGCGCAGUAUUCAGUUUGUGGACUGGUGUCCAACAGGCUUCAAGGUUGGUAUCAACUACCAGCCACCCACUGUGGUGCCCGGGGGUGACCUGGCCAAGGUGCAGCGCGCCGUGUGUAUGUUGAGCAACACGACUGCCAUCGCCGAGGCCUGGGCCCGUCUGGACCACAAGUUCGACCUGAUGUAUGCCAAGAGGGCAUUCGUGCACUGGUAUGUGGGUGAGGGCAUGGAAGAGGGUGAGUUCUCUGAGGCCCGAGAGGAUAUGGCUGCCCUGGAGAAGGAUUACGAGGAAGUGGGCAUCGACUCCUAUGAGGACGAGGAUGAGGGGGAAGAAUAGAACAGCUCCUGGAGUCCAUUCACUAUGUUUAUUGCAAAAUCCUUUCGAAAUAAACAGUCUUCCUUGCACAGUUUGUUGUCACUCUGUGAGUGCUUAAGCUUUUGCUGCCUCCCCUUUGUGCUGCU